Parnassius apollo (apollo) is the source of this 639-nucleotide messenger RNA. NCBI's taxonomy places the organism in Eukaryota, Metazoa, Arthropoda, Insecta, Lepidoptera, Papilionidae. The record is from the annotation of a GenBank genome assembly.
AUGAAUAUCAGUAUCAUUUAUUUCCUCUUAUGUGUAGUUUUAUUAGGGAGAGGAGAUGACUACUGGAAAAACCGAAAAAGAGAGAAAAUUGAGCAUGAUAAUGGAAUAUUCAAGAAAAGAGUAGCACUGGAAAGGGAUGAGAAAGCAUUAGAACAUUAUUUUAACUCGGUCCCUCAGAUAUAUCAUCAUAAUUACGUACAUCCUAAAUUAAUGAAAUUUACAAAAGAUAAUCGAGAAGUAUUAAGGAAUACUAAGUCAGAACCGUAUGAGUCAUCUUUAACGAUUAAUGAUAAUAUUCACUUUAGUAGUUCCAAGAACAUGUCACAUAAACCUAAUUCACUUGGUUUCCUCAAAUUUCAAUAUAAACACAGUUCAAAAUACAAGAAAGUUACGGAUACAACUUUGAAAUGGCCCUCGUUUGAAGAUUUGUUGUUGUCGGUUGGGGUUGAAUAUGACUGGAAAAGUGAUCGCUGGAUAAAAAUGAAACAAAAGCUUACAAAAUCUCCAGACAAAACGAUUAAAACCUCAAACUUUAAUCAAGAUGUCGGUCAGAAACAUGAAUUUAAAUACAGAACUGUAAGAAUUAACGGAAGCAAAAGCAGGAAAAAUAUCAUAAUUGCAGUAACAGCAGUAAGAUAG